This is a messenger RNA of Spea bombifrons (plains spadefoot toad), 1516 nucleotides long. It is a transcript of the gene CASQ2, whose product is annotated as calsequestrin 2. Gene Ontology annotation, biological process: regulation of cardiac muscle contraction by regulation of the release of sequestered calcium ion. The record is from RefSeq and is a predicted model, not a curated record. Gene Ontology annotation, molecular function: calcium ion binding. The transcript has 11 exons. Gene Ontology annotation, cellular component: sarcoplasmic reticulum lumen. The coding region runs from base 88 to 1356 and encodes 422 amino acids. NCBI's taxonomy places the organism in Eukaryota, Metazoa, Chordata, Amphibia, Anura, Pelobatidae.
GGGAGGCUGAAUGGUCACCCUGAGCCCGUGAGCCGCACAUCGUCAGCGCCGUCCGACCAGCGCCUGCUUCUUCUGUGUUUGGGGUAAAUGCAGGGUUUGGGGCUCCUGAUCUUGGGGGCCCUCCUCUCCGUGUGCGGAGCCGAGGAGGGCCUCCAUUUCCCAGCCUACGAUGGGAAGGACCGCGUGCUGGAGCUGGGAGACAAGAAUUACCGGCAGCUGAUGAAGCGCUACGACGUCUUCUGCGUCCUGCUGUGGCCCGGCGCGGCCCCCGGAGACCGCAGCGCCCAGCGGCAGAGCCACAUGACUGAGAUGGUGCUGGAGUUGGCAGCUCAGGUUUUGGAGAAAAAACAAAUCGGUUUCGGGCUCCUCGACCCCAAGAAGAACAGCAAGACGGCCAAGAAACUAGGUUGCACGGAGGACGGCAGCCUCUACAUCUUUAAGGAGGACAAUGUGAUAGAGUUUGACGGGGAGCUGGCGGCUGACGUUUUGGUGGAUUUCCUGCUUGACCUGAUCGAGGAUCCGGUGGAGAUCAUUAACAGCCUGGCGGAGCUGAAAGCCCUGGAGAGGAUGGAGGAGGAAACCAGAGUGAUCGGCUUCUUCAAAAGCGAAGAUUCACAGUAUUACAAGGAGUUUGAAGAGGCUGCAGAGCAUUUCCAUCCGUACAUCAAAUUCUUCGCAACAUUCGAGAAGCCGGUGGCCAAGGCUCUCACCCUGAGGCUCAACGAGGUGGACUUCUACGAGCCGUUCAUGGAGGAACCGAUCACCAUCCCGGACAAGCCGUACAGCGAGGAGGAGAUCGUGAAGUUCAUCACCGAGCACAAGAGGGCCACGCUGCGCAAACUGCGCCCAGAGGAUAUGUUCGAAACCUGGGAGGAUGAUUUGGGGGGGAUACACAUCGUGGCUUUUGCUGAAGAGGAGGAUCCAGACGGUUACGAGUUUCUCCAAAUCCUGAAAGAAGUUGCUCGAGAAAAUACUGAGAAUCCCGACCUGAGCAUCGUCUGGAUCGACCCCGACAACUUCCCACUGCUGGUCACCUACUGGGAGAAGACGUUCCACAUUGACCUGUUCAGGCCUCAGCUGGGGGUUGUUAACGUCACGGAUGCGGACAGCGUAUGGAUGGACAUUAAGGACGCCGAGGACCUGCCCUCCCCGGGAGAGCUGGAGCAAUGGAUCCACGAUGUGCUGUCUGGGAAGGUCAACACCGAGGAUGACGACGACGACGACAAACAUAGUGAUGACAACAGUGAUGAUGACGAUGAUGAUGACGACGAUGAUGACGACGAUGACGAUGAUGACGACGACGAUGAUGACGAUGAUGAUGACGACGACGAUGAUGAUGACGAUGAUGAUGAUUAAGAUUUGCAAAAGCCGGCGGGGUUGGGGUUUUGUUGUUUGUCAGCCACGUCUGACCGCGGGUCCUGAGAGAGGCGUCUGGAGUGAAGAUUGGCGUUAAUGACAUCACACGGGGGGGGGUGCGCCGUGUCCAUCGCAUUAAAUAAAAACAAUGAAACUCUAA